Molecule: messenger RNA, 1940 nt
Organism: Megalobrama amblycephala (Wuchang bream)
Lineage: Eukaryota; Metazoa; Chordata; Actinopteri; Cypriniformes; Xenocyprididae
Exons: 7
Coding region: 1-1713 (570 amino acids)
Source: RefSeq, a predicted model, not a curated record
AUGGAGGAGGAUAUUUCUCUAUUUCUCCUGUCUUUGCUGGUUCUGCCCAGCUCGAAGUCUCCUGUGUCUCCGCUGGUUCCACCCAGAUCCAACAGGCAGUUCCUCUGCCCAGUCUCCGCUGUUUCCCUUAAGUCCCUCGACUCCUCCUCUGACUCCACUCUGGAGUCCACUCUGGAGACUGGAAGACCCGCGGAUCUGCCUCGGGUCUUCCAGUCUCCAGCUCCCCCUCAGCACAAGGAUCCCCUGGCUCCACCUCCAGCCGCUGAGCCCUUCACUCCACCUCGGCUCAUCGACCAAUCGGCUCCACUCUCCCUUGACUCCACCUGGGACCAUCGUCCUUGCAGCUCCACUGGGCUCCCUCGUCCCUCCAGCUGUGCCUUGGUCAGACAUCACUCUGCCUGCGCCACGGACGUCAGACAUCCUUCAGCUGUGCUUCAUCCCUCCACACCUUUGGCUCUGUCGGGCUACGCCUUGGUCCUCAGUCCCACUGACUCUGCCUCAGUCCACUGGUACCCUUGCUCCACCUCAGAUGCCCGUCGUUGUGGCUGCACCUCGGUCUCCAGAGCCAUUGGCGUCGUGUGGUCCCAUCAGCUCUCUGUCUUCACCUGGCCAAGCCCCCAUCAUGGCUCCUUCUCCCUUAACUCCGGUGUGGGCCAUCAUCCCUGUCUUGCUACUCCUGCUCCUUGCUCCUACCUGUCUCCUCCCACCUUCAUCUCCUCUGUCAUCUCUCCUGGAUACCUGCCCUUCACCUGCUCUGCGACCUCCUGCAGAGCCCUCACCUUCCCUCCUCAGCUAGAGUUUUACAGUGUAUUUCUAUGUUAUAAUAUUUUCCCAGGAAAUCGGGCAGUAGGAGGAGCCGCUACACAGUCAUCAACAUUUGCAGGCUGGUUUGCAGAAAAAGCCAUUGACAGUAAUCGAGGUCUCCAGCAGUUGAAUACAUCAUGUUCAUCAACCCUUAAUGAGAAUAACCCGUGGUGGAGGCUGGAUCUGCGUGAUGUGUACAGAGUUAGAGAAGUGAUCCUCACUAAUAGAAAUGACAAUUUUGCAGAACAAAUAAACGGAGCGGAGAUUCGCAUCGGAAACCUUUUGGAGAACAACGGCAGCAACAAUCCCAUAUGUGCUGUUAUUCCUGCUAUUCCAGCAGGAGAGUCCUACAACUACUCAUGUAAUGGGAUGGAGGGACGUUAUGUGAUUGUUUAUGUUCCUGAAGAUCAGAAGGUUCUUACUCUUUGUGAGGUUGAAGUCUAUGGAUAUUUGGCAGAAAAUCUGGCAGCAGAUGGAGCUGCUACACAGUCAUCAACCUCUUGGGACAGGUUUGCUGAAAAGGCCAUUGAUCGAGGUCUCCAGCAGUUGUACACGGGAUGCUCGUCAACCCUUAAUGAGAAUAACCCAUGGUGGAGGCUGGAUCUGCGUCAUAUUUACAGAGUUAGUAAAGUGGUCAUUACUAACAGAAAAGACUGCUGUGCCGAACGAAUAAACGGAGCAGAGAUUCGCAUCGGAAACUCUUUGGAGAAUAACGGCAGCAACAACCCCAUAUGUGCUGUUAUUCCUGCUAUUCCAGCAGGAGAGUCCUACAACUACUCAUGUAAUGGGAUGGAAGGACGUUAUGUGAAUCUGGUCAUUCCUGGAGACAUGAAGACACUCACUCUCUGUGAGGUAAAGGUGUAUGGGGAAGGUAAAUCAGUAAUAUUGGUUUAUAAUAUCAGAUACUAAUGUCUUCACAUCAUGAUAUUUUUUUGUCAACAAGACACAUUGAGGAGUAGGGAUAUGUUUUAAUAAAUGGAAAUGUGUAGGGUCCAAAUCAUAAUUCUAAUAUUUCGUUAUUAAUUAAAGUAGAUGUUCUAUGUAUUACAUGUAUAACUUUGGUUUUUUAGGACCUGAUUUAAAAAGAUCAUUUGUAAAAAUGCAGUUUACCUCCAGCAAUGAUUUGACUGACCCUU